AUGGGGACUGACUCAGUUUCCAAGCUGUCCAGUUUGGUAUUCUUUGUUGUGUUUUUGGGUUGUUCUCUGUUGAUCCAGUGUAAUGUGACUUAUGAUAGAAAGGCAAUUAUGAUUAAUGGCCAAAGAAGAAUUCUUUUCUCUGGUUCUAUUCACUACCCAAGGAGCACUCCUGAUAUGUGGGAAGAUCUGAUACAGAAGGCAAAAGAUGGAGGGAUUGAUGUGAUUGAGACUUAUGUGUUCUGGAAUGUGCAUGAGCCUACUCCUGGAAAUUACCACUUUGAAGGGAGAUACGAUCUUGUGAGGUUCAUGAAGACAAUACAGAGAGCUGGCCUCUAUGCCCAUCUCCGCAUUGGACCUUAUGUUUGUGCAGAAUGGAAUUUUGGAGGGUUUCCUGUUUGGCUGAAGUAUGUUCCAGGCAUCAGCUUUAGAACAGACAAUGAGCCCUUCAAGAGGGCAAUGCAAGGGUUCACUGAGAAGAUUGUGGGAUUAAUGAAGGCUGAAAAUUUGUUUGAAUCCCAGGGUGGCCCCAUUAUACUCUCUCAGAUUGAGAAUGAGUAUGGCUCACAAAGUAAGUUAUUUGGCGCUGCUGGUUAUAAUUAUAUGACAUGGGCUGCAAAUAUGGCCAUAAAAACAGGAACUGGUGUCCCCUGGGUGAUGUGCAAGGAAGAAGAUGCCCCAGAUCCAGUGAUAAACACAUGCAAUGGAUUUUACUGUGAUUCAUUCACUCCUAACAAACCUUACAAGCCGACAAUUUGGACAGAGGCCUGGAGUGGAUGGUUCUCAGAGUUCGGUGGUCCAAUUCACCAGCGUCCAGUUCAAGAUUUGGCAUUUGCAGUUGCUAAAUUCAUACAGAAAGGAGGAUCCUUUAUUAAUUACUACAUGUAUCAUGGAGGGACCAACUUUGGUCGCAGUGCUGGAGGGCCUUUCGUUACCACCAGCUAUGACUAUGAUGCUCCAAUAGAUGAAUAUGGUUUGCUCAGGCAACCAAAGUAUGGCCAUCUAAAGGAGCUUCAUAGAUCCAUUAAGAUGUGUGAGCGAGCUUUAGUUUCAGUUGAUCCUAUUGUCACUCAAUUAGGAACCUAUCAACAGGCUCAUGUUUACUCUACAGAAUCAGGCGAUUGUGCAGCUUUCCUUGCAAAUCAUGAUACAAGAUCUUCUGCAAGAGUGUUGUUCAACAACAUGCACUAUAACUUGCCUCCUUGGUCCAUCAGCAUCCUUCCUGACUGCAGAAAUGUGGUCUUUAAUACUGCUAAGGUUGGAGUUCAAACAUCUCAAAUGGAAAUGUUGCCAACAAAUGGGAUGUUUUCAUGGGAGAGUUACGAUGAGGAUAUUUCUUCUCUGGAUGACAGCUCAACAUUCACAACUGCUGGUCUCUUGGAGCAGAUAAAUGUCACAAGGGAUGCUAGUGAUUACCUCUGGUACAAGACUAGUGUCAAUAUUGGUCCAUCCGAAUCCUUCCUGCGUGGAGGGGAACUCCCAACUCUCAUUGUUCAAUCAACAGGCCAUGCUGUGCAUAUCUUUAUUAAUGGACAGCUUUCAGGUUCUGCCUUUGGGACGAGAGAAAAUAGGAGGUUUACUUAUACUGGGAAGGUCAAUCUGCGUCCUGGGACAAACAGAAUUGCAUUGCUGAGCGUUGCUGUUGGGUUGCCGAAUGUGGGUGGACACUACGAGUCAUGGAACACUGGUAUCCUUGGUCCAGUUGCAUUGCAUGGACUUGAUCAGGGAAAAUGGGACUUGUCUUGGCAAAAAUGGACCUACCAGGUUGGUCUGAAAGGAGAAGCCAUGAACCUUCUCUCUCCAGAUAGUGUUUCUGCUGUUGAGUGGAUGCAAUCAUCUUUAGCUGCACAAAGACCUCAGCCAUUGACAUGGCAUAAGGCAUAUUUCAAUGCACCUGAUGGAGACGAGCCACUGGCUUUGGACAUGGAAGGUAUGGGAAAGGGUCAAAUAUGGAUUAAUGGACAAAGCAUAGGAAGAUACUGGACUGCAUAUGCUAGUGGUAAUUGCAAUGGAUGCAGUUAUGCUGGAACAUUCCGGCCUCCAAAAUGUCAGCUUGGGUGUGGCCAACCUACUCAACGAUGGUACCAUGUUCCUCGGUCUUGGUUGAAGCCAACCAAUAAUCUCUUGGUUGUUUUCGAGGAACUUGGAGGGGAUCCUUCAAGAAUUUCUCUUGUGAAGAGAUCAGUGGCCAGUGUUUGUGCUGAGGUCACUGAGUUCCACCCAACUAUUAAGAACUGGCACAUUGAAAGCUAUGGAAGAGCUGAAGAGUUCCACAGCCCCAAGGUUCAUCUUCGGUGUAGUGCAGGCCAGUCCAUUUCUUCCAUUAAAUUUGCAAGCUUUGGAACUCCUUUAGGAACUUGUGGUAGUUAUCAGCAAGGAACCUGCCAUGCUUCUACCUCCUACGCCACCUUAGAGAAGAAAUGUAUAGGGAAGCAGAGAUGUGCUGUUACCAUAUCUAACAGCAACUUCGGCCUAGACCCAUGUCCAAAGGUGUUGAAGAAGUUGUCAGUUGAAGCUGUUUGUGCCCCUACAAAUUGGAGGGCUUAA
This is a messenger RNA of Dovyalis caffra, 2544 nucleotides long. The record is from the annotation of a GenBank genome assembly. NCBI's taxonomy places the organism in Eukaryota, Viridiplantae, Streptophyta, Magnoliopsida, Malpighiales, Salicaceae.